GAGGCAGAGUUUAGUCCUGAAGCCUGUUUCAGUGUCAGGGUUCAGACCUUAAAGCAACUUUAUCAAGAAACUGCAACAGUAGUGAGUAACUGCACCAAGCCCUUUACAGAUCUAGGAUUAGCGAGCUGGGCCUUUCUAGAAGUGAUAGCAGUCCUCAGGAAUAUACACUACCUAUAUGCACACCAGGUUUGACAGGUGGAGGCAGAACAGAGAGUUCCAGUCCUUUCCCCCAAGCCCUUCUCCAUCUUCAUUCCCUGCCAUUAGUGAUGCCAGUGCCUCUUUUAUCUCAUAGAAUUCAGUGCAGGCCACCUAGAACCAAGACAGCCCCAAUCCAUUUUCCCAUGCUAAUUCAGGAAGAAAUUGACGUUUGUUCUUCCUCUUGAGCUUGCAAACAAGAAAAGCAGUGGAAAACAAAACAAUUUAAGGCAGUUUUUCAUUAGGUUCAUCUCGCCCAAUGCAUUUGUACUUGGGAUCUGUUCCUAAGCGGCUUUCAUUUCCCUCAGUUGAACUCUCAUAGCGGUUUUGAAAAUGCAGUUCAGGCCUCCCUAAGGGAACCGUGAGCUGACCUCUCCCACCGUAUGCAUUGAUUGGGCUUGGAGACUGGCUGCCAGCCUUUUCCUCCCAAUCAGUGCAGUAUAGGACUCUGUGACUGCCUGCUGUGUUGUCUGUAGUGUGCGAGUCUCCCUCUCUCUUCGCCCUCCUUCCCUGGGGAACCUUAAAACCUCUUCAGCCUUGCAUUUCUAUUUCUUUUGAUCUGUUAGUCUGAACUUUUUUCCUGGGCUGAGGACAAGAGUGAGCUUUGGCUUGGCAAAGGCCCCUUUUCUCAGUUGCACUUGGGAGGUUUCGAAUAUUUCUUUGCUUUGCAAAGACUCUCUGACCAAGUCUGAGAACCCCCGAUAUAGCUUUCCUGCACAGUUAAGCAAAUGACGUCCUGUGGAACUCUAUAUACUGCACAACACAAGGUACAUGAUAAGCUGCUUACAUGCUGCAAAGGAGUAAGGGACAAGCUCAUUAUGAAGAGUGAUCUGGUUUUCUUUGUCUCUGUAAUUAGCCUUGCCUUCCUGUCUCUGCCAACAUCUGGAUAUGCUCAGCAUAUUGCAGAAGAAUCCUGCUCUGUUCAGAUUCUGGUUCCAGGCCUAAAAGGGGAUGCUGGAGAAAAGGGGGAGAAAGGUGCCCCAGGCCGCCCAGGACGAGUUGGACCUCCAGGAGAAAAAGGAGAAACAGGGGACAAAGGACAGAAGGGGAGCAUAGGGAGACAUGGAAAAAUUGGCCCCAUUGGCUCAAAAGGAGAAAAAGGAGAUAAUGGGGAUGCAGGCCCACCUGGUCCUAAUGGAGAUCCAGGCAUUCCUUGUGAAUGUGGCCAGCUACGAACAGCCAUUGGUAAAAUGGAUAACCAAGUGACCUUGCUGAUGACUGAGUUGAAGUUCAUUAAAAAAGCACUGCCCUCCCCCGCAGCUGUUGCUGGUGUGCGUGAGACAGAUAAUAAGACUUACUUGCUGGUGAAAGAAGAGAAGAGGUACAUGGACGCCCAGCUCUACUGCCAAGGAAGGGGAGGAACGCUGAGCAUGCCCAAGGAUGAAAACACCAAUAGCCUAAUUGCUGCUUACAUCAAUCAAGCUGGCCUCAGCCGAGUUUUCAUUGGCAUUAACGACCUAGAGAAAGAGGGCCAUUUUGUUUACUCCGACCGGUCCCCAAUGCAGACCUUCAACAAAUGGAGCAACGGAGAGCCAAAUAAUGCUUAUGAUGAGGAGGACUGUGUAGAAAUGAUAGCCUCUGGGGGAUGGAAUGAUGUCGCCUGUCAUAUUACAAUGAAUUUUGUUUGUGAAUUCGACAAAGAAAAUGUGUAGAAAUAUGAUUCCUGCCCCCAGCUCAAUUUUUGAAUCAAGCUUUGUGUGCAGGUUAGGCUGUGUUUUUAGUAUCGGUUUUUUUAUAAGCUGGUGCAGUCCACAAAUCCUGAACUGCUAUCUGUUUAUGGGUGUGUUUUGUGUGUGUGUGUUUGCACAUAACACUAAGCUAUGGUUGGUUUUAACCAUGAUUUAUUUAAUAAGCCAUGGGUUGUCUCAGUUUCUUUUGUUUCUCCAAAGCUUGGCUUGUUUCCCAGCCACUCCUGCCUUGGGAUUUGUAGCCUGAUGAGCAUUUGGGGUGGGGUGCCCAAGCAAGCCAUGCUUAAGCAAAGCUUUCACAUAAAGCAAACCAUAGUUAAAAUGAGUCAUGGGUUCACAAGCAUAUCAUGUUUGCUGGCAGAAAAUAAACCAGGGUUUGUUUGCUGGGUUGGGUUCACCCGUUCAAACAAAUUUAUAUAGGCUAAACAAAUCAUGGUUUAGCAGUAUGUGCAAAUCAGCCUUUUAUUUGAAAGUUAGUACCUUGUUGAUGAGGUGCUAAUCUUUCAACAAGCUUCAUAUUAGUCUGGACAAAUAUCCCAGAACACCCUCACCUCUGCCAGUGUUACAAAGUUCUUCUAUCACCCCAAA
Molecule: messenger RNA, 2471 nt
Organism: Podarcis raffonei (Aeolian wall lizard)
Lineage: Eukaryota; Metazoa; Chordata; Lepidosauria; Squamata; Lacertidae
Gene: COLEC11
Product: collectin subfamily member 11
Exons: 7
Coding region: 924-1847 (307 amino acids)
Source: RefSeq, a predicted model, not a curated record